Molecule: messenger RNA, 1815 nt
Organism: Miscanthus lutarioriparius
Lineage: Eukaryota; Viridiplantae; Streptophyta; Magnoliopsida; Poales; Poaceae
Source: the annotation of a GenBank genome assembly
AUGGCCUUCCUCCGCCGCUCCGCCACCACCGCCGUCCUCUUCGCUCUUCACCUCCUCCUCGUCACCGCCUCCGUCGCGUCCUCGCCGUCAUCCCUGCCGGAGCAGCAGCAGGACGACAUGCCGGCGCUGCUCCACCUCAAGCGCGCCCUCACCUCCGGCGCCGGCGACGCUCUCCGCCAGUGGUCGCCGGAGUCUGGCGCCCACCACUGCUCCUGGCCGGGGGUCACCUGCGACGCGCGGUCCGGCCGCGUCGUGGCCCUCGCGCUCGGCGGCCGCCUCGGCGGGGAGCUGUCCCCGGCGGUCGCUCGCCUCACCGAGCUCAAAGCGCUCUCCUUUCCCUCGGCGGGGCUCCGCGGCGAGAUUCCUCCGCACCUCUGGCGGCUGCGGCGCCUCCAGGUGCUCAACCUCGCCGGCAACUCCCUCCGUGGCCGCCUGCCGGCCACCUUCCCGGAAGGGCUGAAAAGCUUGGACCUUUCCGGGAACCGGCUGAGCGGGUCAAUCCCGCCGGCGCUGGGGAGCUGCGCGGCUCUCCGGCGCCUGCGGCUGUCCUCCAAUUCCUUGGACGGCACCAUCCCGCCGCGGAUUGGGGAGCUCGCGCGUCUCCGGGUUCUGGACCUGUCCAGGAACAGGCUCACCGGCGGCGUGCCGCCGGAGCUCCUCCACUGCACGGGCCUCGUCCGGAUGGAUCUCAGCGGGAACUUGCUCCACGGCCGGCUGCCCUCAGGCCUCGUGGAGCUCAAGAGCCUAAAAUUUCUCUCGUUAUCCGGCAACAAUUUCAGCGGCGAGGUUCCUGUUGAUCUGAGGAACAACAAACUAUCUGAGGAAGAGACAACUGCUGCAGCUGUUAAUGCUGUUGAUGCCGUCUCACCAGUUCAUGUAGUUACUGCACAUUCAGUUACUGGUGAACUGCUUCCUGUUUCUCCUAUACCAACAAUUAUCCGUCAGCUGACUGAGAUAAGGCUGGGCACUUCUAAUGGCAGCACCAGCAGCAGUGGCAGCAAUGGACAAGGGAAGUCAAGGUUUUCGCCGAUGUUGAAAUUGGAGCCCCCCCUGACAUAUGAGGCUGUUGUCCACGCCACUGGGAAUUUCAAUGCUAGCAACUGCAUUGGCAACGGCGGCUUUGGCCCGACAUACAGAGCCGAGGUGGCACCUGGAGUUCUUGUGGCAAUAAAGAAGCUUGCUAUUGGGAAGCAGCAUGGCGACAAGGAGUUCCAAGCAGAAGUGAGGAUCCUCGGGCAAUGCCGUCAUCCUCAUCUUGUCACUCUCUUGGGGUACAACAUCAGCGAGUCGGAGAUGUUUCUGAUAUACAACUAUCUGCCAGGUGGCAACCUGGAAAGGUUCAUACAGGAGAGGGGUAAGAGGCCAAUCAGCUGGAGAAGGCUUCACAAGAUUGCUCUGGAUGUUGCUCGUGCGCUUGCGUACAUGCAUGAUGAAUGCGUCCCCCGCAUUCUGCACCGGGAUGUCAAGCCAAACAACAUAUUGCUCGACAAUGAAUGCAACGCCUACCUUUCUGAUUUUGGAUUGGCGAGCUACGGAGUUGUGCUGCUGGAGCUGAUUUCAGACAAGAAAGCACUGGACCCAUCAUUUUCGCCAUAUGGAAAUGGUUUCAACAUUGUCAGCUGGGCCGUGAGGCUUAUCCAGAGAGGCAGGGUUCGCGAGUUCUUCAUCGAAGGCUUGUGGGAGAAGGCCCCACAUGAUGAUCUGGUUGAGUUCCUGAACCUGGCGGUCCGGUGCACGCAGGAGUCUCUUGCUUCUAGGCCCACAAUGAAGCAUGUUGUUCGACGCCUAAGGGAACUCCGACCGCCUUCUUACUAG